GUGCGCGCGCGCGAGCCAGCCUCGGACCCGCGCCCCCGCCCGGCGCAGGACGGCCCCGGGAUCCCGUAACGCGCGCGCGCGCGCCGGGUCCCACACUCCCCCCGUGCCCGGCCGCCAGCUGUGCACCCCGCCGGGCUGUGCAAGAAGAUGGCGGGAUCGGUGGCCGACAGUGAUGCCGUAGUGAAACUAGAUGACGGGCAUUUAAACAACUCCUUGGGCUCUCCAGUUCAAGCAGACUUGUACUUCCCACGACUGAUAGUUCCAUUUUGUGGGCACAUUAAAGGUGGCAUGAAACCAGGCAAAAAGGUGUUAGUGAUGGGCAUCGUGGACCUCAACCCGGAGAGCUUUGCGAUCAGCUUGACUUGUGGUGACUCGGAAGAUCCUCCCGCGGAUGUGGCAAUUGAACUUAAAGCUGUGUUCACAGACAGACAGCUACUCAGAAAUUCCUGCAUAUCCGGAGAAAGGGGAGAAGAACAGUCAGCAAUUCCUUACUUCCCAUUCAUCCCAGAUCAGCCAUUCAGAGUGGAAAUUCUUUGUGAGCACCCACGUUUCAGAGUUUUUGUGGAUGGACACCAACUUUUUGAUUUUUACCACCGCAUUCAAACGUUAUCUGCAAUCAACACCAUAAAGAUAAAUGGGGACCUCCAGAUCACUAAGCUUGGCUGAUGUUGUUUAAACCACCUCUGUUUCAAAUAGGAUCAGGUGCCACGACUCUCUGAGUGCUGGUCUGGAAGAAAUGUCUUAGCAAGAUCUGGAGACUUAAAAAGAAAACAAAAACAAAAGGCAAGCUUCACUGUCUCGUUUCUGUGCAGUUUAAACCCAAAAUGGCAACCUCAACUGUGGUUUGCCCUUCGGAAGAAAGCUGUUGGGACAAAGACACUGAGCCAUUAUUCCCAGAACAAAAUAAUACACUUAUGCUGGAUUUUAUUUAGACUACACUAAAGUGGAUUUAUGGUGAUUUGUGAUUGGGUAGAAAUUUAUUCAUCUUUUCAAAGCAAAGUGAUGCUGAGAAACAAAAGUGCUAAUGACUUAAACGGUACACUGAAAUCAACUAUCAUUUCUGCACUGAAGUGGAACUGUGUAGCACAACCGACAUUUUAGUCAGGGUAUUUACAUAGAAUGUAGGUUGUUGAAGGUUUGUUUGGUUUUGUUUUGGUUUUGUUUGGUUGGUUUUUGUUUUGUUUUGUUUUUUUUGCAUAGCAUAAUGUUAAUUCAGAUUUUUAAAGCUUUCUUGUAGUUAUUUAUUUAUAUUCAGUGUAUGUAUUAGAGAAUGAGCAGUGUCUCUGAGCAUCCAGAACAGCAAUUUAUGAACUUUUGAAUGUAUAAAUAUCUUAGGUCCCUGGGGGAAAAUUAUGUAUUACAAUCAUGAAACAGGUGAAUUUUCACCUAAAAGAAUUGAGUGUGCCCUCCAUACCCCUAAACUUAGGAUUUCUUGCUAUAAAUUGCUGUAGGUGCUUUUGGGAAACUUUGCAACAUUUCGAUAAAAUUGCUUUUCAAGUUAUUGACCAUUAAGUAAAAUUCUAUUUACAUUGCUUUUUCUCCUUACUGUGAAUUAGCACAGUAUUGGCUUCCUUAAGGCUAAUUAAAUACUUUUCCCUAGAUUUACAUAUUAGCUCAUUAAGUUGUUAUUAAAUUAGUUGAAAACACCUGAGAGGUGAUCGCAUAGACAAUUUGUUAAAUGACUACUAUAUAAACUUUUAAAAGUAUAAUAUGAAAAUGAUUCUGGAAUGCAGUAUAAAGCAGAAGCAAAUGGCCCCAUAUAACUUUCUCGGAAAUCAUUUAUAUCAAUUUAAGCUGUUAGCUCAUCGUAUAACUUCUUUUAUGUGACCCUCACCAACAUCACCAAGCGAUGCCUUUGGAGCUUCAGAGUAGAGGACACUUACUACUGUGUUGACACUGCUGAGAUAUUAGGAUAAGACAGGAUCCCGCUUAGGAAAUGAUCCAGUUAAUCUGCAAGGUUAACCCCCAGGCCUCCAGAUCUUUGAGUGCAGCCAAGAGUGUGGAUGCUUCAAAUUAAGCUGGAGGAGUUUCUUUGCACCUGUGGAACUGAUCAAGCAGUAGAGUGCCCUGCUCCAGCCCAAACCUGCAGAACUGUAAAUAUCACUACAAGGCAAGGACUGGUUGGAGUCCUGGGUGCUGGGCUUCACAAACUGCCUUGGCCUUGGAGAGAAGGCCCCUUGGCAUUGCUUUGGUCACAUCGUGGGGGAGCAAAGAAGUAUGGUGUGGGGGUGUAUUUCUAUAUAAUUUAGAUUUGAUUUGUACAGCACACUGCGUCUUGCUAUGACAUGUUCUUGUCCUGCUUUGCUUUUGAGUUUUUUACACAACAUGCAGAGGCACUGAAGUGGCCAUGUCAUUUUCACGUGUCGAGAAUGUAGACAGUGUUUCAGUACCAAAGUCUAAGAAAAACAAAGCAAACUAAAAGUUUGAAUUUUUUAUAGGUGAUGUGUUUGGAUUCUUAUCAACUUUGAAACUGUUUAGCACAGUUUCCAUUGUGUUAUUUAAGAAGAUACUUUAUCCCACAAGACACUGCUGUGUAUUGAAAAACAUUACAUACCAGCUGAGUUAUUCAGCCUGAUCGGCCUUCAGGGCUGUUUUGUGGCUCCAGGUAUUUCCAAGUUCGUGAUUAACUUCUCAUGGGCUUGUAGAGCCAUUAAAUUUUGAGGAGUGUUCGUAGAGAGAUUUAGAGGGCACCCUGGGAAUAUACUUGUAGGGGUGUUGAGUCUACUUAUGGGGGAAGCCCCUGUGGGAGGUCUCCUUUGAAUAGCCAACUUUUCCCACCCACUGCAUAAUUCAGCAGAAACUAGCCCAGCUUGGAGUGUAGCUGAUUGGAGCUGACACUGUUCUCUCUACCUAUGAGCUAACUCAAUAGCAGGCAAGCUCCCAGGCAGCUUAACUUGACGCAGUGUUAACCCUCUCAUUUCUCUACGAGAUCAGUGGGAACCUCUUGGAUGAGCCUUAGGGAUCCAUCUAAAUGAACUGAUGAUUUGCAUCAGGUAUAGCUGCAUUAUUAGGGGUCUAAUCUGGCUGCCCUAAUCGUUUGCUUGUAAACCAGAAACAAUUUUCACAUCCUUUCAUUGGCCUGUGAAGUCUAAGGUGAGAAUUUCAGGAGGGAAAGUGCAAUUUAAGGCUUCACAGGAAGGCAUUUGGGUUAUUUUGAAUUAUUUCUGACCAGAGCACUAGUUUUGCAAUAUGACCAAAACCAAGGAAUAUAAAUAACAAUCAGGCUCUGGGGGAAUAAAAGGCAGGCUUUAGACUAUCUGUCCGUUUUCUGCAGCAAAAUCAAAGUGAAUGUGUGUAUCUACUUAAAAGUUAAUAAAAGUGACUUCUACUUUUUGGGCUAUCUCA
This is a messenger RNA of Choloepus didactylus (southern two-toed sloth), 3345 nucleotides long. RefSeq names its product galectin like (gene LGALSL). NCBI's taxonomy places the organism in Eukaryota, Metazoa, Chordata, Mammalia, Pilosa, Megalonychidae. Bases 148 to 666 code for a protein of 172 amino acids. Gene Ontology annotation, molecular function: carbohydrate binding. The transcript is spliced from 5 exons. The record is from RefSeq and is a predicted model, not a curated record.